AUCCUGGUUGGUGCACCAAAAGCUGAAUCAGGGCAACCGGGAACUGCGCAAGCAGGCGCUGUUUUUUCAUGUCCAAUUACAGCACGAUAUACUAACAGUAGUGGUAUCACGGAUUGGUGUCAGCAGGAGAAUGUUGAAUAUGCGACAAUCGACGAGAUGCGCAAGCCGGUGGGCAGUGCUCAUGGCCGUCAGUUGCAUUUCCAGGGCAAAAAUCGCCAGCUCUUGGGAUCGGUGGUUGCCAGCGCCGGGAUACCAAACGGAAUGGCAAUGGUGAGUUGGCUUAUUUUAAUGUUUUUUUCUGCAAAAAUACUUAUUCAUUUAAUUACUCGCUUACAUAAUACUUAUUUAAUUACUUAUUUAAAUAACUGCUCAUCUGCUUUACUUAUUUCCCGCUUAGCUUGCCCCCUCGCCUAUUUAGUCAGUUGCUGCUACUUGUUUAGUUACUAG
This is a messenger RNA of Gongylonema pulchrum, 447 nucleotides long. Lineage: Eukaryota; Metazoa; Nematoda; Chromadorea; Rhabditida; Gongylonematidae. The record is from the annotation of a GenBank genome assembly.